This is a messenger RNA of Ilyonectria robusta, 672 nucleotides long. RefSeq lists its product as uncharacterized. The record is from RefSeq and is a predicted model, not a curated record. The transcript has a single exon. NCBI's taxonomy places the organism in Eukaryota, Fungi, Ascomycota, Sordariomycetes, Hypocreales, Nectriaceae. Bases 1 to 672 code for a protein of 223 amino acids.
AUGGCCGCCGUAUCACCAGGGACUGGUAACCCAUCGCAGCUCCGUGGCGACGAGUUCGAUACGCAGCAAACGCCAUCUCAAAUUCGGAAACUCGCCAGCCUCUGGAUAACUGUCAAGGAAGCUGAGGACAUUUGUCGGCAGUUUCAGAGAUCCUGCAUCCAAAACCGUCAGGUCCUAUGGAGUGGCAUGCUUCGGGAAACGGCACAGCGGUGGGCAGAUGAACGUGACUUUCAGACAUUGACAACUGCCUUGGGCCCUCUUCUGGAUCCUUCCCAUCCAGAUUGUCCCCAUGAUCGGAAAUCAUCGGGAGGGUGGGCCAAAUAUAUUCAUGGAGCUUCAGUUUUGUUUGCUUGGUAUAUCUCCCAAACAGACCUGGUCACUGUCCUAUCGCAGCCUCCGCCGCAGCGGUUUCACCCUUCCGGGCAGACAUUCUACCAAAUGGUGGAAGAGCCGAUAAUCAAGGGUAUGAUGGGCAAUACGGCCGUGAGCAAAAUCGUCGUGGUUCAUCCCACCGUUGGGGGCGCUGCUGAUUUCACAUAUGAAAUGUGGCCGCAUGACGAGCCUUCAUUGUGGACAAUGAGCUUUGGGAUACCAGAUAUUGUGGUAUACUGGCGCCAAGUCAAAGCAAAGAAACCUCAACAGUAUGGUAGUAUUUCAAAGGUGUGCGGGUGA